AUGUCAAUAUGGAAGAAUAGUCGGCAUCGAAAGCAACACAGUGAUGAAAGCUCAUCAACAUCAACAGCAAGAUACUUCUUUACCCCUUCCAAAAAGAUUCGUCUUAUUCUUUUUCUUGCCAGUGUUGGCGUUCUAUUAUUCACAGUGGAACUUCAACGGAAGCUUUUUCAGACGGCACUGAACGAUGAGAACACUCAAUCUUGGUGGUCAUUAUCCUUCGUGACACCUUCCGCUGUAUAUUAUCCUUCUUCUGCUGCUGCUGCUGUUUUUGGCAAAGGAUAUCCAAAUCGACGUCAAAAAUUAUCAUCAUCAUCAUCAUUAUUAUUAACCAAUGAGAGUUGGAACGAAUGGGAGCACAAGUUUCGAGCCAACCAUACGAUGCUCUUGGAACAACUUCAGAAAUCAUCGGUCUAUGGGAGUACAUAUGAUGAUGAUCAUGAUCAUGAUGGUAUUGUUGACGUAAAGUGCUCAGUGGACUAUCUACGAGAUUAUGUGCAAGUGACACGGCCAGCUACCGAUUUGUCACCGUUGCCGAAUGAUUGCGAUUGGCCAAAGAGAUUGAAACAACAACAGCAACAGCAACAGCAAUGGAAGAAUGGUAAUAGUCAAUCACCAGUUCCAGUACUCUUGUCGGAUGCUACUAUUGAUGCUACUAUUGAUGCUGAUAGUAAUGACAACAAGUGUCAAUUGGUCCACUUUUCAGCCACACAAGCCUGUCAACUAUUGAACGAACGUCGUGCUGCCGUCAAUCAUGAUCACACUAAGAACCACGGACAACAACCACAACAACAACAACCGAUUGUCCUACUCUUCAUUGGCGACUCGUUGAUUCGGCACAUUGUGAUUGGAUUGGGGAUUGUGUUGACUGGCAAUGUUCGACAGGGUGGAGUGCAGUACAUUCAUUCCAAUCCGCAUGACGAUUUGGGACAUGUCUGGAAACGAGCCUGUUCCUGUGAAAAUCAAUUUACAUGUGCGACAUUGAAACAACAAGAUGACAUGGGGCGAUUCACUCAUGCCUUUGGAUACAAUAAUAUGACCUACUUGAAUCAUGUGGAUUGGUGUCAAAAGAGUAAUAACAUUGGUAUUGAUACUCGUCAGCAUCCACCAAGAACGUACCAAAUCAUUUUGGAGCAACAAAACAACAAUCCCAAGAUAUCGCCAAUGGUGAGGCAACUCAUUGCCAAUCAUGCAAAAUAUCAUUCUGCAUUUGUCAUUGUGACGGAUGCUUCCGCCUUGCACUCCGGUUUGAAUAUUCGCAAAACGAGACGGUUUCUCGACAAAUUGGAGAACUUAUUGCGCUUACAAUCAUCGUCAAGAAGCUCUUGGUUGAUUAUACCAAUGACAGUCCAUCAUGUGGGGGCCAACAAACCCAACGAAUUUUUGGAACAACAAGGAAGGCAACCAGUCGAAGACUACAAUCAGCAAUUGCGUACUUGGGUGGAACAAAAGAAGACGAACUACAGAUUGCUAGACACCUACAGUAUGACCCAAGGCCUGCCCAGUAACGAUGGGACGCAUUAUCCAUCGGCCAGUGUGGCACUGGCACAAAUAUUGCUGCUGUAUCUUCGAGAUUAUCUUCCAGCAACAGUUGUUAGGGAUGGAGGUGCAGCAGCAGUACAGGAAGAAUGA
Cylindrotheca closterium is the source of this 1629-nucleotide messenger RNA. Lineage: Eukaryota; Bacillariophyta; Bacillariophyceae; Bacillariales; Bacillariaceae. The record is from the annotation of a GenBank genome assembly.